This is a messenger RNA of Austrofundulus limnaeus, 1175 nucleotides long. It is a transcript of the gene cfap410, whose product is annotated as cilia and flagella associated protein 410. Gene Ontology annotation, biological process: mRNA splicing, via spliceosome; cytoskeleton organization. The transcript has 7 exons. Gene Ontology annotation, cellular component: U4/U6 x U5 tri-snRNP complex. The coding region runs from base 122 to 904 and encodes 260 amino acids. NCBI's taxonomy places the organism in Eukaryota, Metazoa, Chordata, Actinopteri, Cyprinodontiformes, Rivulidae. Gene Ontology annotation, molecular function: protein binding. The record is from RefSeq and is a predicted model, not a curated record.
GCUGAGUUGAGAUGUUUGUCCGUUCAGCACCUUUAUAAUGGGGCCUCCGUUGUUUGUUAGGAUUUACAUAAAUAUUCCUCUGAAAAUAAUCUUUAAUUCUGAGUAAGGUUGGUGAUAUGCUAUGAAGCUAACACGGAAACUGGUCCUCGCUAAGGCUAAGGCCUCGGACCUGGAAAGUGUGAAGAAACUAAAUUGCUGGGGGUGUAACCUGACUGAUAUUUCAAUCUUCUCUCAGAUGCCCAGCAUUGAGGUGCUAACACUGAGUGUCAACAGCAUCAGCUCUCUGUCUCCCCUGGCUUGCUGUUUGUCCCUGAGCGAGCUGUACCUGAGGAGGAACAUGAUUCCUUCUCUCUCAGAGCUGUAUUAUCUGUGUCCGCUGACACGUCUCAGGGUGCUCUGGUUGGCUGAGAACCCCUGCUGUGGAAGUGACCCAAACAAGUACCGCCUCACCGUGCUGCGCUGCCUGCCUCGCCUCCAGAAACUUGACAACCAAGCGGUGACCGAGGACGAGGUGGCACUUGCUCUCGUGCAAGGUGAAGAGGUCAGCACGCCCCCGGGUGGUAUCCAGACACAGCUUUCCAACAACGGCCUUACAGACGCUGAAUCAGAAAAUGAUGCUCUCAACUACAACAUGGAGGAGACCAACAAAAUCAGAGAAGAAUUGGGAAUGAAGCCUCUCUCCAGGGAGAAGUUCUCCUCUCCAUCCUCUCCUUCUACUCUAGAGAGACAAACCAUGAGAAGGACUCACAUCCUGGAUGCAGUUCUGCUUCUGUUGAGGGACUUGGAUGAAGAGGAGCUCCGUGUUGUUCACACGGCCGCACAGACCAGACUGCACACGUACACGCUCCACUCAGGAGACGAGCAAAGACUUCCGGCUCAGAAAGCGGCCGACAUUCAGCACUGACAUGUUUUACAGCAUCGCGCGUUCCCUUAUCCAUGUACGACUCAAACUCUGGGAUUAAAUACAAACAUACAUUCUGAUGCUUUCUGCAUGAAAAAUGCACUGCAUUUAAUUUCACUGCCACCUUUUAUGGCCAGGUCUAAUCACCAUUUCCUUUGAUUUUUAUUUAUUUUUUAUAGCUGCAUGCCCACAUGCCUUGUAAGAACUAAAGAAUGUAUGUUUUGCUAAAUGUGACUAUUUCUGUAAUUAAAGACGCUUAUCAGCAYUAACUGAA